Apus apus (common swift) is the source of this 4713-nucleotide messenger RNA. RefSeq names its product aldehyde dehydrogenase 6 family member A1 (gene ALDH6A1). Gene Ontology annotation, molecular function: methylmalonate-semialdehyde dehydrogenase (acylating, NAD+) activity; malonate-semialdehyde dehydrogenase (acetylating, [NAD(P)+]) activity. Gene Ontology annotation, biological process: thymine catabolic process; L-valine catabolic process. The transcript is spliced from 11 exons. The coding region runs from base 1631 to 3004 and encodes 457 amino acids. Lineage: Eukaryota; Metazoa; Chordata; Aves; Apodiformes; Apodidae. Gene Ontology annotation, cellular component: mitochondrion. The record is from RefSeq and is a predicted model, not a curated record.
AUCAAAAAUUAAUACAGACUAUAUGACUGAUGACGACGUGUGGAAAAAAACUGUUUCAAGCUCUGUGUGCUGGCCUUGUAUCAUCUGUUUGUGGUAGAGAGAGGAUCUGAUCCUUUGGGCAGUAUCAAACAACUUUAGCUGUUACAGUGGGGUUUUUUGUCUUCCAGUGCCUGUGUCUGUGCACUCUCUUAAGUGCUGAACAGCUCAAUCAUGGUUCUUCAGGUAGUCUGCUUUGCUACAGGGCUUGUUCCCCCACCAGCCUCAAUCUCCACAGAAAAUAGGUGGUGAUCUUAUUGAUGAAGUACAAUCAAUCUUCAUUCAGUCUCUCCUGGCUUGCUUAAAAUAUUUUUUCUUCAUGUGCAUGAUUUUUGAGGUAUCCCUUUUAAGCAAUUUGAAAAAAAAACACAAAAAAACCCAACAAACAACGAUGUAAAUUCCAUUGCACUGAAGUCCACAUGGGUCAAAGCUCUGGAGGUUGUAGGUUCACAGCAGACACGUGGCACUUGUGCUGAUGGAGUGACUGGUAGCAGCAGGACUUGGUCAUUCUUUAGAGGGGCACUAGAAGACCUUUUCUGACAGGCAAGAAACUCAGAUUUCCUGUGCUUUCUUGCAGGUUCUAGGGGGGAUUGUGUUUUCAUAGGCACAGACUUCUGCCUCUCUUUCCCAAGUGUAAUUUGAGCUACAUAAUCAUAUGCAACUUUUUUUUUUUUACCACUCCUGAUGUUACCUCCCAAAUGAGUAGAUCUUACUUACCAUUAACAGCCUUACUUUAUGCUUCUCAUCCUAGUCCUGCUUUUUCAUUUUGUCCCAACUCUCAUUGCUGCCUACUUUUUCACUGUCAUUGCUCGUCCAGCCAUCCCCAUUUGCUUUCUUUAUUCUUCCUCUGAUCUCUCUCCCUUCGUUACCCCUUGGAUAGCAUCUCAAUCCUCAUGUCCCUCUCAGAAUUCCUCAUCCAAAUGUCUUCACAGUGCUACCUGAUACUUUUGUUUCUAUGGCCCAAUUAUUUAGAUCUGUUGUGUCCCAUUUCUGUUUUCCAUCCAGCAGAUCCAUUUCCCCUUCUUAUCUCUUCUCCCCAAGCCACUGUUUUGUGGCAUGAUUAACUAGUUCUUGCUUUUUCCUGGUUCUCCUCUUACCUCCCAGUACCAAAUCCUAGUUUCCAGUCCCUUUAGCCGUACAGUCCCAAUCUGAUCUCCUUUGUGCUGCAGUUUUGUUGCUUACCUAGUACUAGUUACAGCUUCAACCCCUGCUUUUCCUUUGGUCCUACAUUUACCUCCUUAUUCCAAACUUUCCUUUUCUCUCCUCUGCACCUGAAUUGGAAAGUUCUGUUCUUGCCAGAACAAUCAUUAUAAACUCAGAAGAUGCAGGAUCCUUCCUCUUAGUUGCAGGGAAUGGGGAAAGUCCAGUUCUAUGUCUGUAGCCAUGAGCUGAAGAGAUAAACCCACCCAGUGGCUUGAUGAGAAGGAAACACAUAGUACAGUGUGCGCUGGGUACAUGGAAUUCUUAAAAGCCAACAACCAAACUCUUCAUUGAUGGGAAGUUUGUUGAGUCCAAAGCUACUGAAUGGAUUGAUAUCCACAACCCGGCCACAAAUGAAGUGGUUGGCCGUGUACCGAAAGCCACAGCCAGUGAGAUGGAGGCAGCUGUGGCUUCUUGCAAAAAGGCAUUUUGGAGCUGGUCAGAAACGUCUGUUUUGAGUCGCCAGCAAAUCUUCCUGCGUUACCAACAACUCAUCAAAGACAAUCUGAAAGAAAUUUCAAAACUCAUCACCUAUGAGCAAGGGAAGACCCUGGCUGAUGCUGAGGGAGAUGUGUUCCGAGGCCUCCAGGUGGUUGAACAUGCUUGCAGCGUGACAUCCCUCAUACUGGGAGAGACCAUGCCCUCCAUCACUAAAGACAUGGACACCUACACCUAUCGCCUGCCUCUCGGCGUGUGUGCUGGAAUCGCACCAUUCAAUUUCCCCGCCAUGAUUCCUCUUUGGAUGUUCCCUAUGGCUAUGGUUUGUGGAAACACCUUCUUGAUGAAACCAUCUGAGCGUGUACCAGGAGCACUCAUGUUCCUUGCCAAGCUGUUUCAGGAUGCUGGUGCCCCCGAUGGGACCCUGAAUAUCAUCCAUGGACAGCAUGAAGCUGUGAAUUUCAUUUGUGACCACCCGGAUAUCAGAGCAAUCAGCUUUGUGGGAUCUAAUCAGGCUGGCGAGUACAUCUAUGAGAGGGGAUCCCGGAACGGCAAGAGAGUCCAGGCCAACAUGGGAGCCAAGAACCAUGGUGUGGUGAUGCCUGAUGCCAAUAAAGAGAACACCUUGAACCAGCUGGUUGGAGCUGCUUUUGGAGCAGCUGGCCAACGCUGCAUGGCCCUGUCUACAGCAAUUCUAGUGGGAGAAGCUCAGAAAUGGUUGCCAGAGCUUGUGGACAGAGCCAAAAAUCUACGUGUAAAUGCAGGAGACCAGCCUGGAGCAGAUCUAGGGCCUCUAAUCAGUCCCCAGGCUAAGGAACGGGUUUGCAGUCUGAUUGAGAAAGGAGUAAAAGAAGGUGCUAGCCUUCUUCUGGAUGGACGUAAUAUCAAAGUGAAGGGCUAUGAAAAUGGCAAUUUUGUUGGACCAACAAUCCUUGCCAAGGUCAAGCCAGACAUGACUUGCUACAAGGAGGAGAUCUUUGGGCCGGUCUUAGUGGUUCUGGAAGCAGACACUUUGGAUGAUGCCAUUAAGAUGGUGAACAAUAAUCCCUAUGGAAAUGGAACUGCAAUCUUCACCACCAAUGGAGCCACAGCUCGGAAAUAUUCUCACUUAGUAGAUGUGGGUCAGGUGGGUGUCAACGUUCCAAUCCCAGUACCUCUGCCCAUGUUCUCUUUCACCGGCUCUCGUGCUUCUUUCAGAGGAGACACCAACUUCUAUGGCAAGCAGGGAGUGCAGUUCUACACACAGCUGAAAACGAUAAUUUCUCAAUGGAAAGAGGAAGAUGCCACCGUUACCAAGCCUGCUGUGGUUAUGCCAACUAUGGGAAACUAAAUCAGCCUUUACAGAUGUUGGUUUUGGUGCCCUUCUCCCUCUAUGCUGCACUUUCCAGUUUUGUCCCAACUGUAAUUGCCUUGGGAAUUACUAGAAGGCUCCAUUUUCUCAAGGACUUCUGUGUCUGUGCAGGUCCGGCAGGCUCAUGUAACACACAGUCUGAGUUUUCAAACCCUCUGAACUUGAACAUUACUCUGGUUUCUACUUAAGUAUCUUUAGCCUUAGUGAUUCACUCCUGGCUGCAUCUUGUAGCAGUUUUAUUUACCUUUUCACAAAUCUUACAUGUUAAGAUUUUGAAUUCACCUUACUCAAAGAUGAGUACUCAUUUUGAGUGACAUAACUGGGACAUUUUGGUUGUCUCGUAGAAGGGACUUUACAUACAAUGAAGACAGCAAGUUUGGGAGUUGAAAAUGUCAGUCUUUCGUCUGUUGUGACUGUUUCCAAAACACAUGGAGAAUAGCUUUCUAGGGAUUUUUCAAGUAAGCAUGUUUGAUUGCUUGUCUGAGGAUGAAAGAAACUCCUGUAUGGUACAGUGACCUUUACUGUGCCUCUGACAGCUUGAAAACUUCUGUUCCUGUUGUGCAUGUGGCUUCUGUUCUCCAGCUUGCUGUCAAUUCUGUCAUACCUGAAAGUUGUUUGGUGCCUUUUUACUCUGCUAACAGAUAUGGGCCUACAGGUCCUGUAACAAUGAAACUGUGAAAGCAGAAACGUAAGCAUGUACAGGUAUCUUCCUGUCACACCGUCAUGUGCAUCUGGGUGGACAGAAGAGUAAGGUGAUGGGUCAGCAGGAGGAAAGAACUCAUUUUUAAAUCACAAAGCAGCCGGGCCUGUUUUGUUGGUUUCUUUCCCUGACUAUAUAUUUCUUGUGAUGAUUAACACUUGCACAGAUACAGCCAUGUUCUCUAGGAACUGCAGGUCCCAUUACGAGAGAAGGAUGAGACCUUAUUUUUAAGAAUCUGCAUUUGGAGCUGGAGAGCCUGCAUUUUUAUUCCUGGUUCCUGAAAGAUAAUGCAGCCAUGAGGGAUCUGCAGGGAACUCAUUCAGGCACCCUUGGAAAAUAAUAUUAUUCUAAUGAUUGUAACCAUUACUUGUCCUAAUUAAACAACCUGAAUGUGAACACUUUGUAUCCUGCCUUCAGGUAAAGACGCCUUGUAACUGACAGGUAUUAGUGCAAUUGCUGUGCAUUCACAAAUGUUUGUAUCUUGGUUUUUUUCCUCUGCUGUACACUAGAGGGAAACUCUCACCUUGCAAUUUGAUUACAAAUUAAAAGCAUGCUAAUACAUUUCUAUAGAAUGACUGUUCCUUGGCAAGACACCAUAUAGGUGUGAUGUUGAAGAACUGCAACACUAUCCUUGUGUUUCCUCCAGACCUGUUCUAGAUACUUGUAUAAUCUUUCCACUUGAGUGCAAACAACUUUUCUGAUUAUCUGCAUUUUUGUAACAGCAUUUUUGAACAGAUGGUUUUAAAUAAUUGUACUAGAGAUACAAGUCUUUUAUCUGCCUUUUUUAGUCAAUGAAAUGCCUUUUAAGAUCAAGCUGCAGAUGCUGACUGAUCGUGAUGUACCUGCCUCAUCUCACGCUGCUACUGCUUUCUAUCUACCUGUUUAUGUUCCAUUUCAUUUCAACAUUCACUAUAAAAAAAUAAGCUAAAUAAUAUAUCUUCUAUAUUAUUCAAAAGUAUAAUCUAUUAAAAUGCUAUUUUAUAGUCAA